AACUUGCUACGCGCAUCGGAACGUUCAGAUAUUAAUCGACUCCAGUCUAGAUUCAACGUUUAACGCCUUAAGACUACCGACAGACGGAAUCAAAUUUAAAAGAUGGAUAUUUGUUCCUUGAUGCGCAAAUCGUCGCAACAAUCAAGUACAAUUUCGACAUUCCGUAAUAAUCCUUUUCCUUCUAGACCGUGGCUUAUUGAUAAUGGAGCUGCAGCGGCUGCCGGUAGUAGUCUUGGUGUUAAAGGAAUAAUAGCUGGUGGUAUUACUGGAGGAAUAGAAAUAUGUAUUACAUAUCCAACUGAAUAUGUGAAAACGCAACUACAACUUGAUGGAAAAGCUGGAGCUGGUAAAGAAUAUUCGGGAAUAUGGGACUGUAUAACAAAAACUGUAAAAAAUAGAGGAUUUUUUGGCCUGUACAGGGGCCUUUCGGUGUUACUUUAUGGUUCAAUACCAAAAUCAGCUGUACGUUUUGGAUCCUUUGAAACAAUAAAGGGUGUAUUAGUGGAUGAAAAUGGAAAUCUUAGUACACAAAGAAGUUUCUUAGCAGGAUUAUGUGCUGGCGCGUCUGAAGCUAUUUUUGCUGUUACUCCUAUGGAAACUAUUAAAGUCAAAUUUAUUAAUGACCAACGGUCAGUUAAUCCAAAAUACAAAGGAUUCUUUCAUGGAGUAAGAUUGAUUACCAAAGAAUAUGGAAUUAGAGGUGUAUAUCAAGGUUUAACGCCUACUAUCAUCAAACAAGGAUCAAAUCAAGCAAUCAGAUUUUGUGUUAUGGAAACAUUAAAGGAUUGGUACAGAGGUGGAGACAAAAAUGUACCUAUACCAAAAUUGGUUGUGGGUGCAUUUGGUGCAUGUGCUGGGGCAUUAUCAGUGUUUGGAAAUACUCCAAUUGAUGUUAUAAAGACUCGAAUGCAGGGCUUAGAAGCCUCAAAGUACAAAAAUAGUGUAGACUGUAUGAUUCAAAUAUGGAAGAAUGAGGGCCCAAGUGCAUUUUAUAAAGGAACCAUUCCAAGAUUAAGUAGAGUAUGUUUAGAUGUUGGAAUAACAUUUAUGAUUUAUGAUUCCUUUAUGGAAAUAUUUAAUCGAGUCUGGCCUUAAAAAUUAUUUUUAUAAUUAUAUUAUUUAAAAAUAUCCAUGCCAAUGUAGCUUUCAUAAUUUAAUAGAUGCAUUUGUACAUUAUAUUUGUAAUGAUAUGUUUUUAAAAUUAUAUCUCAUUUUAAAUGUGCUAUUAUAAUAGGAAUUUUAAUAUAAACUAAAGAACAUAAAAUUAGUAUCAAUAUUGAAAGCUACAGUUGGAUAGAGCACAAAUUCCAUUAUACAUAUAUUUUUUUAUGUACAUUUUUAUUUAACAUAAAAUUUAUGCACAAGUGGAAAAUACUAAUGUGAAUUCAAUUCACAACCAAUUCAAUUGUGCCUAGAAAUAUUAUUUUUGCUGAUCAUGCAUCAGUUAUCAUUAAUAUUGUUUAAAAUAUUAUUGAAUACUUAACAUUCCUAUACAUUCGAAUCUUCGAAUAAAUGUUUAUAUGAAAAUGAUUUGUACGUGAUAUGCAUAAAUCUUGUAUAUAUAAAUGUAUAUCAUCUAUUCUGAACAUAAUGUACAGUUUUGGUACAAAAUAAAAACUAUUUAUUACCUGAGCGAAGGAAAAUAGAUUUGUAUUAUUUUUUUUACGAUUACAGUGCAUUACUAGGUAACAUCAAAGGCCAUAAAGCAUUAUUUACUGACAUAAGUUACAUAUAAUGUACACAUUUCGAUAAACAUGAUAAUCUUCGCUCAGAUACUAUUCUUUAUCUUUCAUCAAGUAUAAAAA
Messenger RNA from Osmia lignaria (orchard mason bee), 1805 nucleotides. It is a transcript of the gene sea, whose product is annotated as mitochondrial citrate transporter scheggia. Lineage: Eukaryota; Metazoa; Arthropoda; Insecta; Hymenoptera; Megachilidae. Gene Ontology annotation, biological process: mitochondrial citrate transmembrane transport. Gene Ontology annotation, cellular component: mitochondrion. The record is from RefSeq and is a predicted model, not a curated record. Gene Ontology annotation, molecular function: citrate secondary active transmembrane transporter activity.